AUGUCUGACCAAGGCCCCAUCCCCGUUCCCAACUCUACUAAGCCGUUCUGGCGAACCCAGCUCCAUGAGCUAGACAGCCACCGUAGCACUCCAGAUCUCCCUACCGAAAGUGAUAUUGUCAUCGUGGGUGCUGGCUUCGCCGGUGCCGCUCUGGCGCAUUAUCUCUGCGCCGACAACCCCUCCCCGCCCUCUGUGGUGAUCCUCGAGGCAAGAGAAGCGUGUUCCGGCGGCCACUUGAAGCCUGAUGUCUACUUCGGUCUCCCCAAGUAUAUCAAGAAGUACGGCGUGCGCGCGGCAGUAGAGGUAGCCAAUUUUGAGGCCUCACAGGUUCAUGCGGUCAAGGAGCUCGUUGAGAAGGAAAAGAUAGACUGCGAGUUCACCCUCACCCGAGCCUGUGAUGCCACGCUCGAUGAGAGUCUCUCAAAUGAGACCGAGGCUGCCUUCAAGGAACUAGUCAACUCAGGAGUGGCGAACCUGAAGGAUGUUCACUACACACCUCGGGGACAGGCUGAAAGGGUCUCUGGCGUCAAAGGUGCCUUAUCAUGCUUCACCUUCACCGCUGGCCACAUCUGGCCCUACAAGAUGGUGAUGCAUCUCCUGAAAGGCGUCGUGGAUAAGGGGGCCAACCUACAGACUCACACCCCGGUUAGCCGGGUGUCUGACAAACCCCUACCCGAUGGGAGGUGGGAGUUGGUCACUGAAAGAGGAACAAUCAGGGCCAAGAAGGUCCUGCUCGCUACCAACGCCUAUACCCCGCGUAUAGCCCCUGAGUUCAAAAACCAUAUCGUCCCCGUCCGCGGCAUCUGCAGCCGCAUCGUUGUGCCCAAGGGCAAGACGGCGCCUUUUCUCCCUCAGACGUACAGCGUCCGCCACGGGCCGGCCAUGUACGAUUAUCUCAUUCCUCGGAACGACGGGAGCAUCAUUGUCGGUGGUGGAAAGCCCAAAUUUUGGUCUAACAGAUCGCACUGGUAUAAUGUGUGGGAUGACAGCAAGCUCAUUGAGCCCGCCAAGUCUCACUUUGAUGGUCUGAUGCAGAGGACCUUUAUCGGUUGGGAGAACAGUGGCGCCUACACGGACAAAGUUUGGACAGGAAUCAUGGGUUACAGUUCGGACUUUAUGCCUUACGUUGGCGAAGUGCCUGACAAGCCUGGCCAGAUGGUUUUGGCUGGAUUCUCUGGACAUGGAAUGCCAUUGAUUCUUUUAUCAGCAAAGGCCAUCGUGCAGAUGAUCCGCCAGGGCAAGUCCUUUGAGGAGACCGAUGUGCCUUCACUAUUCAAGGCGACCAAGGAGAGGCUGGAGAGCACUAAGAACGAGAUCAUCGAGGGGCAUGACGCGGAGCAGAAGCAGAUGAAGAGUAGGCUGUAG
Fusarium vanettenii 77-13-4 is the source of this 1365-nucleotide messenger RNA. RefSeq lists its product as uncharacterized. Bases 1 to 1365 code for a protein of 454 amino acids. Gene Ontology annotation, molecular function: oxidoreductase activity. The record is from RefSeq and is a predicted model, not a curated record. Lineage: Eukaryota; Fungi; Ascomycota; Sordariomycetes; Hypocreales; Nectriaceae. Gene Ontology annotation, cellular component: cytoplasm. The transcript is spliced from 4 exons.